This is a messenger RNA of Dufourea novaeangliae, 3095 nucleotides long. RefSeq names its product AP-2 complex subunit alpha (gene AP-2alpha). The transcript is spliced from 14 exons. Lineage: Eukaryota; Metazoa; Arthropoda; Insecta; Hymenoptera; Halictidae. Gene Ontology annotation, molecular function: clathrin-cargo adaptor activity. Gene Ontology annotation, cellular component: AP-2 adaptor complex; membrane coat. Gene Ontology annotation, biological process: intracellular protein transport; clathrin-dependent endocytosis. The record is from RefSeq and is a predicted model, not a curated record. The coding region runs from base 118 to 2934 and encodes 938 amino acids.
GCCACGAAAUCUCUGGCACCGACUCGCGAAUAGUUUCACGCCUACCGAGUGCUGCGUGACCGAGCCGUGCGUGAACGUUACCCAAACUCAGAUCGGUGGUUUUGAGAAGGAAACAAAAUGCCAGCUGUGAGAGGAGAUGGAAUGCGUGGACUGGCUGUGUUCAUUUCUGAUAUCAGGAAUUGCAAAAGUAAAGAAGCAGAAAUCAAGAGAAUAAACAAAGAAUUGGCAAAUAUUCGGAGUAAAUUUAAAGGAGACAAACCACUUGAUGGUUACCAAAAAAAGAAAUAUGUCUGCAAGCUCCUUUUUAUUUUCCUUCUUGGGCAUGAUAUUGACUUUGGGCAUAUGGAAGCUGUUAAUCUACUUUCAUCUAAUAAGUAUUCAGAAAAACAGAUUGGAUAUCUUUUCAUAUCAGUCUUAGUAAAUACAAAUAGUGAUCUCAUUAAGUUGAUAAUUCAAAGUAUAAAAAAUGAUCUUGCAUCCCGUAAUCCAAUUCAUGUUAACCUUGCACUUCAAUGCAUUGCCAAUAUUGGUAGUAAGGAAAUGGCAGAGGCAUUUGGUAAUGAGAUACCAAAACUACUUGUUUCUGGGGAUACUAUGGAUGUAGUAAAACAAAGUGCAGCACUGUGCUUGUUGAGAUUAUUGCGUACUGCACCAGAUGUUGUACCUGGUGGAGAAUGGACUUCGCGUAUUGUUCAUUUAUUAAAUGAUCAACAUCUUGGUGUUGUUACCGCAGCAGCAUCUUUAAUAGAUGCUCUUGUAAAAAGAAAUCCAGAUGAAUACAAGGGGUGUGUCAGCUUAGCAGUUUCAAGAUUGAGCAGGAUUGUGACAUCGAGCUACACAGAUCUACAGGAUUAUACAUAUUAUUUUGUGCCAGCACCAUGGCUGUCUGUUAAAUUACUACGAUUGCUACAGAAUUAUACUCCACCUGCUGAAGAUCCAGGUGUAAGGGGCAGACUAAACGAAUGUCUUGAAACCAUAUUAAACAAAGCCCAAGAACCACCAAAGUCAAAGAAAGUGCAGCACUCUAAUGCGAAGAAUGCAGUUCUGUUUGAGGCCAUUAGUUUAAUUAUUCACAAUGAUAGUGAAUUGUCGUUGUCGGUCAGAGCGUGCAAUCAACUUGGCCAGUUCCUUUCCAAUCGUGAGACUAAUCUCCGCUAUUUGGCACUUGAAUCUAUGUGUCACCUAGCUACAUCUGAACUUUCACACGAAGCAGUGAAGAAGCAUCAGGAGGUUGUUAUUCUCUCUAUGAAAAUGGAGAAGGAUGUGUCUGUGAGGCAGCAGGCUGUGGACCUUUUGUAUGCUAUGUGUGAUAAGAGCAAUGCAGAAGAAAUAGUACAAGAAAUGUUGAACUACCUUGAAACCGCAGACUACUCGAUUAGGGAAGAAAUGGUUUUAAAAGUUGCAAUUUUAGCUGAAAAGUACGCUACCGAUUACACUUGGUAUGUUGACGUUAUACUGAAUCUCAUUAGGAUAGCUGGUGAUUAUGUGUCGGAAGAAGUUUGGUACAGAGUUAUUCAGAUAGUCAUCAAUAGAGAUGACGUGCAAGGAUAUGCAGCAAAAACAGUGUUCGAGGCCUUACAAGCACCAGCAUGCCAUGAAAAUAUGGUUAAAGUUGGUGGCUACAUACUAGGCGAAUUUGGGAACCUUAUUGCCGGUGAUAAACGUUCGUCUCCAGCUGUACAGUUUCAAUUAUUACAUUCCAAAUAUCAUUUAUGCUCCCCAAUGACUCGAGCGUUGUUACUCUCGACAUAUAUCAAAUUUGUUAAUUUGUUUCCUGAAAUGAAAGGCCAAAUACAAGAUGUAUUCAAACAACAUAAUAAUUUACGUAGUGCGGAUGCAGAAUUGCAACAGAGAGCUUCAGAAUAUCUUCAACUAAGUAUUAUUGCAUCCAGCGAUGUCUUGGCCACUGUUUUGGAAGAAAUGCCUGCAUUUCCCGAGAGAGAAUCUUCAAUCCUUGCGGUGUUGAAAAAGAAGAAGCCCGGUCGAGUACCUGAGAACGAAAUCAGAGAAAGUAAAAGUCCUGCACCGAAUGCUAAUCAUCAUGUAGAGGCACCUGCCAAUGCAACAGGAACUGUUAAUAAUACAUCGGCAGAUUUAUUAGGUCUUUCCACACCACCAUCUUCUCAGCCAACCAGCAACACAGGAGUACUUUUCGAUGUGCUAGGAGAUAUUUAUAAUAUGCCGAACAAAGUCGGUGCUACGAAUGGUGCCCAAAACACGUAUAAUCCUAAGAAGUUUGUUUGUAAGAAUAACGGGGUGCUAUUCGAAAAUGAUUUAAUUCAAAUCGGAGUGAAGUCAGAGUUUAGACAAAAUUUGGGACGCGUCGGUCUAUUCUACGGAAAUAAAACUCAGUAUGCUCUUCAUAGUUUUCAAACUCAGCUUUCUUGGACAGAGGAGAAUCAAGCAAAAUUAGCCGUGCAAGUCAAGUCAGUAGAUCCAGUCCUAGAAGCUGGAGCUCAGAUUCAACAAAUGAUUAACGCAGAAUGUAUCGACGACUAUAACGACACGCCAAGUAUGAAUAUUUCUUUUAUUUACAACAAUGUGCCACAAAAAAUAACAAUGAAAUUGCCAUUAACUAUUAAUAAGUUUUUCGAACCCACGGAGAUGAAUGGCGAAUCAUUUUUUGCGCGAUGGAAGAACCUUGGAGGGGCAAAUCAACAACGUUCGCAGAAGAUUUUCAAGGCGCAACAACCAUUAGAUCUUACGCAGGUUCGCACGAAAUUGCAAGGAUUCGGAAUGCAAUUGCUCGACGGUAUCGAUCCGAAUCCCGAUAAUUUUGUCUGCGCGGGAAUAGUACACAUGAGGGCACAACAAGUAGGAUGUUUGUUACGUUUGGAACCUAAUAAACAAGCACAGAUGUUCCGUUUGACGGUACGCUCAAGUAAAGAAUCGAUGUCAGUAGAGAUCUGUGACCUGCUGGUGGACCAAUUUUAAACGGCCUAGCAGGCGUGAAGUUAAUCUAAGAUACAUUAAAAACGCCGUGGGAAGACAUAUCGUGAUCAUGAAAGAAUGUCGUCUCUCGACGUUCAGAAAGAUACUGAUGAUUACUUGUUAAGAGAUAUUCGUUGUACCCAAGCUUACGCUCACAGCGCGGU